Colletotrichum truncatum is the source of this 2949-nucleotide messenger RNA. RefSeq names its product protein kinase domain-containing protein. Gene Ontology annotation, biological process: protein phosphorylation; signal transduction. Gene Ontology annotation, molecular function: protein kinase activity; ATP binding. The record is from RefSeq and is a predicted model, not a curated record. Gene Ontology annotation, cellular component: cytoplasm. Lineage: Eukaryota; Fungi; Ascomycota; Sordariomycetes; Glomerellales; Glomerellaceae.
AUGGCGCAAACGAGCGUCUCCUCCAUGGAGCCACCGCCGUCGUCGGCGAACCAACCCGCCAACACGAGCUUUCUUCGUAAACUCUUCGGACGAAACAAUGGGUCUCCGGCUUUAGGUGCCGUCGGCCCGUCCCACGCUAAUGAGCCCGAGCCCGAACCCGAACCUGACUCUGACGACCCGCAACACGCUGAGCUCGGGCGCCGAGUCUCAAGACAGGUCGUGCCCGGACUUCCUCGCGUACAGACCUUCAAACGUCAACAGUCGGAACGUAGAAACAACCUUGCACCCGUUGAGCCCUCGCCGGCAGAGAGGCGGGCCCUGUCAGUAGAUAGACGCGUGCAGCCGUCACGAACAGCGUCUCAAUCUCAGACGUUUCCCCGGGCCAGCGCUCCGGACUUCUUCCAGAAUGCCUCUUUCGAGGUUCAGUCAGCUCCGUCUGUUCCGGCUAGCCCUAUUGAGGGCAGGACCGACGGAAGUCUAAGUCAGAUGGUAGCUCAAGUGGCAGAGCCCGCAGUUGAAGAGUAUCAAGGGCCUGACAUCCAGUCAAACUCCGACGCGCAUUCAGUAACGACAUCCCAAUCCCAGUACGACGCCAUGAUUCAUGAAGAACUCGAGACUACUUGGAUUCUCAACCUCAGCAUGCAUUUCCGGGACAAGUCCAAACGAGAAAAGUUCUUCGUUACCUAUCGAGAAACACCUACCCUGUGGCGUCGGGUGACUAUCUCACUGGACUACCGUAAUGCUCCCGACGGCUCACUUGAGAAGGACUUACUACACAACAAGUCGCAACGCGACAAAAGCUCCAAGAUUUAUGAAGCGAUCAGGGAUAGCCUACAGGAUAUACAGUUUUACCCAUCCGUCACCAACCUCAAACUACAAACUACCGAUGGCCGGCUUCAUGUUCAUGUGGUGGAAGACGUAAAUGAAAUCAUUCAAUACCCCACCGUCCGUCAAGUGCAGCAUCUAGGGUGCCGAAGGAUUAAAGAACGAGACAUUGAAUUCGACUCCCAUAUGUCUGGCUUUGUGUACAAGGUCUGCGUUGGGGGCGAAGUACUUAUUAAGAAAGAAAUCCCGGGACCUGAUACUAUCGACGAAUUCCUCUAUGAAAUCAACGCCUUGAAUCGACUACGGUACUCGCGCAACAUCAUUCAGUUCUACGGUGUCGUUGUCGACGACGACGAUGAACACGUUAAAGGGCUACUCAUCAGUUACGCCGUCCACGGUGCGCUCAUUGAUGUGAUUUAUGAUAACCGGCAAGAGUCAGAGCUCGGUCUGCCCUGGCCAAUCCGUGAGAAGUGGGCACGUCAAAUCGUACAAGGCCUGGCAGACAUCCAUGAGGCCGGUUUUGUCCAAGGCGACUUCACCCUCUCGAAUAUUGUCAUUGACUAUGAUGAUGACGCCAAGAUCAUCGAUAUUAACAGGCGGGGGUGCCCUAUGGGCUGGGAGCCUCCAGAAGCAACCCCGCUCAUUGAGAGCAACCAGCGUAUUUCAAUGUAUAUCGGGGUCAAAUCUGACCUUUAUCAGCUCGGCAUGGUUCUGUGGGCGCUGGCAACACAAGACGAUGAGCCUGAAGCUCAAGGGCGUCCUCUGCAGCUGGGAGAGGAAUGCAUUGUUCCAGCCUGGUACCGCGAGGUUGUGGAUAUUUGCCUUAGCGAAGAUCCACGGUCACGGCCACAAGCUUCUUCGAUCUUAACACUGUUCCCUGAAACGGAUGAUGUCCAUGAUAUUCCUCCUUCCAUAUCAGUGGACGACGGCUAUUCCAUGCAAGAAUACUUCGUGGACGGAUAUCAAGGCAAUGGCCAGGCGAGGGUCAGGACUGUCCAGCCGUCCCAGGACUGGUCAUAUGUGAACAUGGGACAUACGUACGUCAACCCCAACAUGGGAUACUCGCAAGAUCCCUACUACUACACCAGAGGCCGAUCGCCCCCAAGUCCACUGCCAAGUCAUUACGGACGCUGCGACUCUCCCAACAUGGGCCGGAACAUCUCAGCGUGGGCGGGCGCUAAGAAUAUUGCGCCGUCAUACAGCGACAUCGGGGUGGACGAAAUCGAGGAGCCGAAGAGUGCAACGCCGACAACAAGCAAGGAUUCUAUCGCGACGCCAGAGCCUCUGGAGGAAGCGAGUAAGGCUAUGCAGCGGAAACUGGAGGAUCUGCAUAUGUCCAAUGAUCUGUCACCUUUGGACGAAGCUGACAUGGACCACACACCUAUGCAGGAGAACACCAGGCUUGUGGGCGAAGAACUUGCGAGGGUCUUGACUAGGGACCAGCACGCUGAACCAUGCUCCUCAGUCGACCCUGUCGACACGCGGCCCACAAUGGCAAGCCCCAUGACGAUUAAAAACGUCACUAUCGAUGAAGGAACAGCGGGAGUAAAUGGUGGCACUAAAGCGAGUGUAGGAAGAGAGAUGCUGGCCGAGGAAAAAGAGACAGCAGGGCAAUCAGCGCCCGUAGCAAAGGGGGAUACAGAACCCAGAGACCAAACGGACAGGAAGAACACCAUUUCGAGCGAGGGAGCAGAUGCGGUGAUCGGGGCUCUGGACACCGAGCACAAGGAUACGGCGGCAGAGAGUCUUGUCUUACCACCUACCCGGGAUACCCCACCAACAGCCGAAGCCAAGCCGGAGCCCACGGCUGAGACCGUGGCCGGAUCUGUGAAAUCGCCGACGACGACUGCACCGGGUUCCACAGUGUGGCCAGCAGAAUCUUUAGUUGAGAUACAGCUUCCAAAUACUGAGGAGGAGGCCAAACAGCGAGUCUCCCAGCCGGCUUUCCAGCUAGUACCAGAUGAAUCCACUGGCACCCACAAGGUAGAAGCACUUGAACUCAAGGGAGUUGGAGCGGCAUACUUGGAAACGAAUGAACGGAUGAUGCGGGAGAAGAUGUCCUUUGAUGAUGAUUUAGCAGUGGCAAAGACAGCGCCAACGAUAUCGACAGAUGCUCAGAAAUGA